AUGCCCCUUUCACCACAUCCAUUCUCUACAAAUCCGUUGAAAACCCGUGCGGACCUCCACAAUGCUCUCGAGUCCUUUCUUAACCCUUUAGCACCUCAUACAUCUCCCAAUGGUGCCCGUAUCAAGAUUGGCAGCACUGCCACACAUUACGAUGAGACUGCCGCACAACUUGAAGGAUUUGCGCGCCCCCUUUGGGGGCUCGCAUCUCUUCUUGCUGGCGGUGGUAAAUACGAAGGUACAGAGAGGUGGGUUCAUGGAUUAGCUGCUGGAACUGAUCCAGAGAGUAAUGAGUAUUGGGGAGAAACGAGAGCGAGAGACCAGAGAAUGGUUGAGAUGUCUCCCAUUGGGUUUUCGUUAGCAGUUGCGCCGGGGGCAAUGUGGGAGCCGUUGGGAACGAGGGAGAAGGAGAACGUGGUGAAGUGGCUGAAUGCAAUCAAUGAUAAAGAGAUGCCAAACACGAAUUGGCUUUGGUUUAGAGUAUUUGCAAAUCUAGGACUUUCAAAGGUGGGGGCACCAUUUGAUCCAGAGAGGUUGAAGGCUGAUCUGGACCAUCUGGAUACCUUCUAUCUCGGUGAUGGAUGGUCCCGCGACGGACCUGAGGGGGUCCGGCAGCUUGAUUAUUAUUCUGGAUCAUUUGCGAUCCAGUAUGCUCAACUGGUUUACUCAAAGCUAGCCGCAGAUACGGACCCAGCGAGAUCUGAAGAGUACAGGGACAGGGCCCGAAAAUAUGCUGCCGACUUUGUGCACAUGUUUGAUGAAGAAGGGCGUGCAAUUCCCUUUGGUCGUAGCACAACCUAUCGAAUGGCCAUGGCCGCCUUCUGGGGUGCUGUAGCUUUUGCAGACGUUGAACUUCCCGCUCCUCUAUCCUGGGGUGUCAUCAAGGGCAUUCUCCUCCGAAACCUUCGUUGGUGGUCUCGCCAGGACAUUUUCUCCUCCGACGGAACCCUUUCAAUAGGUUAUUGCUACCCAAACAUGUACUUCACCGAGAAUUAUAACUCCCCUGGAUCCCCAUAUUGGGGAAUGAAAGCAUUCAUCCCACUCGCACUCUCAGAAUCACACCCUUUCUGGAAAGCAGAAGAGCUACCAUAUCCGUCUUCACAGCUCCCCAAAACCGUUGCGUUACAUCACCCAAGUCAUAUUAUCAGCCAUCUGGGUGGACACACUUUUCUGUUGUCAUCAGGCCAGGCGUGUCAUUACCCACUUAAAGCCACGCAAGCCAAAUAUGGAAAAUUCGCCUACUCUUCGGCAUUUGGAUUCAGUGUGCCCACCGGAUCAUUUGGCCUUGACCAACACGCAGCCGAUAGCAUGAUUGCGUUUUCUGAAGAUGAAGGGGAAACCUGGAAGACGAGACGACUGGCACCUGGGGCACGAAUUGAGUCGGUAGAUGGUGAACCAGUGCUCAUAUCAAAAUGGUUCCCAUGGCCUGAUGUGGAGGUUGAAACAUGGCUGAUACCGCCCGUCGAGAGUGUGUCUGAGAACUGGCAUUUGAGAGUUCAUAAACUUAAGAAUCCAAACCGAAAGCUCAUGUCUGUAGAGGGGGCAUUCGCAAUAUACGGGCAGACCAGCAAAGAUGGAAGGACAUUGGAUACAUUUGAUGGGGAUGAAGGGAGGUUCACAAAGCUGGGUGAAGCGUUUGCAGUUUCUUCUGCGGGAGCAGUGGGUAUCUUGGAUAUGUCACCGGGUGAUCAGAGGAAGGGAGUUGUGAUGAAUGUAGAUGCGAACGCCAAUUUAAUUGCAGCAAGGACGGUUUUGCCGCAGCUAGAGGCGAUAAAUUUGCCAAAAGAAGGAGAGACAUGGUUGGUCUCGGCGGUGUUCGCAUUGCCGGUAACAUCUGGAGAAACAAGUGUGAAGGGUACUUGGGAGGAGAGGUGGGGGAAGAAGCCGGCGGUUCCAGAGUGGAUCUCGAAGUUGAUGAAGCAAUGA
Morchella importuna is the source of this 1923-nucleotide messenger RNA. RefSeq lists its product as uncharacterized. The transcript is spliced from 4 exons. Bases 1 to 1923 code for a protein of 640 amino acids. The record is from RefSeq and is a predicted model, not a curated record. NCBI's taxonomy places the organism in Eukaryota, Fungi, Ascomycota, Pezizomycetes, Pezizales, Morchellaceae.